Mesorhabditis belari is the source of this 846-nucleotide messenger RNA. NCBI's taxonomy places the organism in Eukaryota, Metazoa, Nematoda, Chromadorea, Rhabditida, Rhabditidae. The record is from the annotation of a GenBank genome assembly.
AUGAUAGAAUUUCUUGGAAAAGCGAAGAAUGAGUGGCAGAGGAGUCAUGGGAGAUCGAUCACCUCAUACCGGUCACCCAUCGAAAUCCAACGACAAUCCCUUGUCUUCGAGGAUUUUGAGAUCACGACCAGUGAAACACAGUUCCCAUUUAGUUUUACUCUGCCAAUAAACAGUCUGCCUUCGGUUGAAGCUGAGAGUUAUGGUAGAUACGAUUCGACAAUGGAAAUCCAUUAUCGAAUCAAGAUCACCAUCGAUUUGGGUGGAUUUUUUGAUGACAAAUCAUCCUCGUUCGCAAACCUCUCCAAUUGGACAAGUUCCCAGAGUUUUCCGAUCGAUUAUUCACCCCCCGUGGCAGAGAGCAUCGUGGGGGAUGUUGGAUUUUGUCUUUGUGGAUCCACCGAAGUUCCAUUACAGUUGACCCUCCCACAACGAGGCUGGAUGAUCGGCAGUAUUCUCGAGGGAGAGCUCCUCAUCGACAAUGCCAGCAAUUCAACUUUUGAUCUGAUGAAAAUCGACCUAAACCAACACUUCGAUCUGGUGGCUUUCCCUUCAUACAGUGAAAUGACGAGCUUCCCGAUGGAUCAGCCAUUCAUUCAAACGAGAAGAAGUGAAGAACAGUCACAAAUUGAAAAAGCUGUCUUUUCAAAUACACUGGACAUUCAAGUGAAACCAAAAGUGACUGAAAAACUGAAAUUCGCCUUCAAGAUCCCAUGGAUUCCGUCAACUUUUCACUGUGCGAUUAUUCAAUUGAUGUACAAAUUGAAGGCUGGUGACCCUUUCUGCCUCAGACACUCUCUGUUCGACUAUCGACAUCCAAAUUGCUCUACUUAUUGGAAGCAGUGGGCA